CAGAAAGACAAUAAAACAAUGAUGUUGCCACAGCGUCUUGUGUCCAGAGCUUGCUCCUUGUGCACUCUCGGAUCUCGCCGGGCGUCUACUUCCAACGUUUCUCGACUGAGAGGCACUCCACACCUCAAGCGCAAACUGGGCCAGCAUCUUUUGGUCUCCGAUGGCAUAUUGGACCAGAUCGUGGCAGCUUCGGACCUUUCGGACACCAGUUCGGACCCAGUGCGAGUGCUGGAGAUCGGCCCUGGAACGGGCAACUUAACGUCGGCACUGCUGCAAGUAAGUCCCAAGAUGCACGUUCAUGCAGUGGAGUUCGAUCCCCGCAUGGUAGAGCAACUGAAGCUCCGAUUUCCGGCCGAGAUCGAGUCGGGCAGCCUCGUGUUGGAACAUUCCGACUUCGAGGAUUUCCGCUUUGUAGCCGACACGUACCAGGAGAAGCCCCAUGAGGAAAAGUUUGACGCCUGUGUUGCCAAUAUCCCGUACCAACUGUCCUCUAUUGUGGUUUCAAGACUCUCGAACUACAUGCAUCGCUUCCCAACGACCUUCAAGUGUGCUGUAUUGCUCGUACAAGAGGAGUUCGCGCUGAGACUAUUAGCUGAGCCUGGUAACAAGAACUACAGUCGGCUGAGUGCUAAUACGGCACUUGUAGCCGAUGUUUCGUCGGUCGUAAAGGUGCCGAGAGAGCACUUCUUGCCCCCUCCAAAGGUGGACUCGCGCGUGAUUAAACUCGUGCCUCGUGCUGCUUCGACCCCCGCUUUGCCAUCAGAUGACGAGCUGUUUUUUCAGAAAUUUGAUGCACUAUUGAGACUGUGUUUCCUACGCAAGAACAAGACGUUGAGAGCUUUGUUGCUUGCCAAGACGGCGAGGUCUCAAUACGUGUUGAAGGAGGACACUCUAACAGAAGGUGAAGACAAGCAUCAGGCCGUUACGGAGCGUGUCGAGGCUGCAUUAGAAGCUAGCGGACUCAAGUCGAACCGAGCGGUGAAGGUUUCUGUAGCCGAAUUCGUCAAGCUGUUGCAGGAACUACGUGAGCGUGGGAUCGACCUACGCCCAAGCACGACACGCCAUUUUCAGGAUUAGAGUAUCGAUUAGAGUUGUCUGUAAUUUGCAGCUAAAAUACAGAUUCAUGUAAUCUUCCUGUAUUCCUAU
Molecule: messenger RNA, 1146 nt
Organism: Phytophthora nicotianae INRA-310
Lineage: Eukaryota; Oomycota; Peronosporomycetes; Peronosporales; Peronosporaceae
Product: dimethyladenosine transferase
Exons: 1
Coding region: 19-1077 (352 amino acids)
Biological process (GO): rRNA methylation
Cellular component (GO): mitochondrial matrix
Molecular function (GO): rRNA (adenine-N6,N6-)-dimethyltransferase activity
Source: RefSeq, a predicted model, not a curated record